Doryrhamphus excisus (bluestripe pipefish) is the source of this 2330-nucleotide messenger RNA. The record is from RefSeq and is a predicted model, not a curated record. NCBI's taxonomy places the organism in Eukaryota, Metazoa, Chordata, Actinopteri, Syngnathiformes, Syngnathidae.
AUGACAGCGCUUUGGCCGGGGCGAGCAGCGGCCAUUUAUCUAGGGGAAGGGAAGCAGUACGCCUCCGAGGCCCAUCUGUCUCCGGAUUGUCUGCAGUUAGUAAACGCAGCCCACUCACACCCGGCUUCUGAGCUCUACGCCAUCAGUAGUGCCGCUGACAAAGUGUGUCCGACAAUGAGUGCUCGUCCUCGGGCGGGUGAGCAUGGUCGACUGAGCGACUCAGCCUUCGGAGAACACGGAAGCAAAACAAAAGAUGGCGCAUGCGUAUUGGAGACCGCUUCGGCGGCUGCAGCAACAGCAGCGCUCCACGAUGACGUCACUCAUUCAAGGCAGCGAGACAAGCCCAGACACAUUACAACAACUGACAGCUUGGUCAGGAGAACGAAACAACUGUCCACACAUCUUUCUCCACUGUUGGUGUGGUGGUACCUUGUCACCUUAGUGGCGGAGCUGGUGACGAUGACUCUGGAGGACGACUUAACGUCGGCGGCCGCCAUGGGGAACACCGCCGAGGUGGAGCGACUCCUGCGGGCAGGCGCGGACGUCAACGCGGCCAACCGCCUGGGACACACCGCGCUGCAGGCCAUGAUGAUGGGCAGCACACCGGUGGCCCGCCUCCUCCUGGCCAGUGGCGCAAACCCCAACGUGGCGGACUCACGCACCGGGACCACGCCGCUGCACGACGCGGCCCGGACGGGCUUUGCGGACAUGGCGAGGCUGCUGGUUCGCUUCGCCGCGGACCCGCAGGCCAGAGACCACACUAACUGUAGGCCCGUAGAUGUGGCCCGGACACACGGCCACGCUGACGUCGUGGCUUUCCUGGAGUCUCUGGGUUGAAUGGAGGGGACUGUCCCGUUUUAAUGUAUACGUUUAUUUAUUAACAGUAUGGCGUUGAGGACAAUAAUUCGACAUGUAUCGAAAUAAGGUCGGGGCUCAUUGUCGAGGCCAGACUUAUAACUGUUUUUACAAGCUUCAGUUGGUAUUAUUUAUUUGCAUAUUUGAGUUUUACUUGAAUCAAUAUUAACUCAUUUACUCCUAAGGUAACAUAAUUAUUAUUUAACAUUCCCUGCAAACUAUAAUUAUGAAUAUUAUGAUGCACUUUAUCAGAAUGUAAAAAAAACAUUUUUGGGGGGAAUCUAUAUGGAACAAAUAAUCAGUUAUACUGACUUGUCCCUGAUGUGAUAUGGGCCAUUAAAAUAAAUGUGACACAUUUUGCUUUUAUUGCCAUUAAAAAUAGGAAAUAUUGCUUUUAGGGUUAUAUUUACAGCCAUAAGUGAAGCUAUGCCCACUAUGCAGUAGGCCUAUUGAGGGUUAAUACUGAAGGGAAUAAAAAGCACUUUUUUGCAGGAGUUACAGUAUACUGCAUUUGAAAAAAAAAUUGAAUGUUAUGCAAAAGUUAUGAGUUUAGGAGUUAAUUUCAAAGCUGUGUCAAACUCAGGCCCGAUGACUAAAUCCGGCCCACGCUGCAAUUUCAGCAGGCAGCUAAACUGUUAAUAGGAAAAUAGCAUUGAGUUUGCCUGCAUGCUGAAUGGACCUUGUCAAACAAACUGCUUCCAGCAAUCUGAGUAAGUAAGCAAUUCUUUGGGCACCAACUAAUCCUGCGACUUUCUGAUUUAAAAAGUGGAAACAAUAUAGUAUAUAGCACAAAAUUCACAACCAUUCUUAAUAAGAGUGCCAGCAAAGCAUGCUGGGGAAUGUGUAACCUGCGCAUUCCACAGACGCAAACUCUUCCCAGUUACACAUGUCAGGGAUUGUGAUGUUUUUGUGUAAAAUAUAAAAUACUGUAGCUUUUGCCGCACAUUGAGAGAAUGAUGAAGAGGUGGUCGAUAUACAAUCACUUCAUUGAAACCAAGAACCACGCCAAAACAACCAUAGUCAUAUGCAGACUACCGGAAAGUCGAAAUUUCACCAAAAAAUGCACAUUUCACUCACUCCCAUGUAAAUAAAAAAGUCCAUGUGGUUAAGGGUAUUGUCCAGGUCGCCCUCGACAUAAAGUAUAAGCUUUGAGUUUUGGCCCCCUGUGUGAUUGAGUUUGACACCCCUGAAUUAAAGGCUCAGGAAGUUUUUGCAGUUCGCUUGCUGAUUAGAGUUCAAAAUAUGGAACUUAUUUUUGAAAUAUAUUUCACGCUGUGUGUCGUAAGAGUUUUGAGCGACUGAAAUAAACAUUUCAAAGAUAUUCUAAUUUAUUGAGAUGCGACUCUAGCCAAUAUGUAUUUUCUUAUGAAAUAGAAAACUUUAUAACCUUCUUUAUUUUUAUUUUCAUUUCUGCUAAUGUGAUCUUCCUUUAUCAUUCAGUGCUGUCUGUAUAUUGAAUCGGUAUACAAGAAAUA